ACUUGAUGACGUCCAACUAGCCCCCUUUUUUUUGCUUUUUAAGCUUUUCUUUUUUAAUAGAUUUUAUUUUAUUUCUUUUUUGUUUUUAUUAUUGUGGACAUGACAGAAAGAUCUAGUGGUAGCAGUCGAAAGAUGCAACAUUUUAUGACACCUAGUUCACCACCAUACCCACCGUAUGCUUACGUAGAACAGCAGAGUCAAAUGAUGUACGAUCCUAAUGAUCCCAGCCACACACCCACUUAUGCGUAUGUCUAUCCGCUAAGUCCACAAUUCUCUGUACAAUACUAUUCUGACUUCAAUCCAAACACAGCAGAUAACACCCCUCGCUAUCAAAGUUACCCAGGCUCUCCCGUCCUCCACCCUCAUCUGCAUCAUUACCAACUAUCACCACAACUGAUUCCUUCCAGUCCUCCCUUCAGUCCCAACUUGCAAUAUCCGACUUCACCUCCCUCACACGCCUUUGUCUUGCCGCCUCACGGACAGCAUCAUUUCCCCCCGCUUCAUAUAUCCUCACCUCUCUUAACAGCUUCACCCGCAGGUUACGUACAACCAAUUGAUCUAAAGAAGCGCAGAGAGUUGCUGGAGCAAGAGUACGUUCAUCUGACCCAGUUUCAUCCUCAAAAUAUCUAUGUCCGUGGCUUGCCCCUAACAGAAACCGAUGAGUCCUUCUUGGCUCUCUGUAAGGUCUAUGGUCCUAUACGCUCCUCCAAAGCUAUCAUUGAUCAAAAGUCUGGUGAAUGCAAGGGAUAUGGAUUUGCUAUGUUUGAGGAUCAGGAAGAUUGUCAAGUAGCUAUUAUGAACCUGAACGCUGCUGGAUAUCAAGCCUCACUUGCUCGAGUUGGACAAGAAUCGUUUAGCUCAAGAUUAAGAAGUCUUCAAGAUGAAACGUCUACUAAUAUUUAUAUUUCUAAUUUGCCGGUUACCAUGGAUGAGGAGGGUUUGGAGGAUUUGUUUAACCCGUUUCAGACGAUUUCCAACCGUAUAUUACGUGAUCCACAAUCGGGUAUGAGUCGAGGAGUAGGAUUUGCCAGGUUGGCUGAUCGACAAUCUGCAAGUGCGAUUAUUGAUAAAUACAACGGCCAUUCUAUCUCGGGAUCAUCAGCCCCCCUGCAGGUCCGUUUCGCUGACUCUCCUGCUCAAAAGCGACUCAAGAAUCAGACAACCACUACAAAGAAAACCAUAUCGAAACGGGACCUCUUUCCCGCUGGUUUUCCUAAUAUUCGAUCCAUGAUGCCUAUUACUCCUGAAACCAUGUUGGGAAUCGCUCCCUCCUCCAACGGAUACCCUCACCCUAUUCCAGUAACAGAGCCCUCGAUGAGUGAUGUCGAUGUACUGGCAGCAGCGGUUGACCACCAAUUAAGUUUAAAAGAAUCCACACUUGUAUAGAAAAAAAAUUAUAAUAAUAAAAAACAGUUCUCUAAAAUGAGGCAGGGAUAAUGUUAAUGUCGUGCUUAUAAUCAUCGUGCGCCCAU
This is a messenger RNA of Mucor mucedo, 1472 nucleotides long. RefSeq lists its product as uncharacterized. Gene Ontology annotation, cellular component: cytosol; nucleus; ribonucleoprotein complex. Bases 100 to 1386 code for a protein of 428 amino acids. The record is from RefSeq and is a predicted model, not a curated record. Lineage: Eukaryota; Fungi; Mucoromycota; Mucoromycetes; Mucorales; Mucoraceae. The transcript has 5 exons. Gene Ontology annotation, molecular function: poly(A) binding; mRNA 3'-UTR binding; poly(U) RNA binding.